ACCGCCAUAGCCGCUGACUUCGAAAACCCAUUCCCCGGCGACGUCUUCGUAGGUACAAUUUGCUGGCGUAUCGCCGACGACAAAAACAGGCACUGUAGUCGCCAGGAGCAAGAUUACAGCAAAAUCCCUCAUGACUCGACUGAAUCCCGUAUUUUUCCUUUGGAAAUUCAAGUGGAAAUAGGAGUACGGCAAGUGAAGAGAUUUUGGCUGAGCAUGAGAUUCACGCACAGUGGCUUAAAAUUAAUACCUGUAGCUGCAAAUGUACUGCAACUCACGAGACAUUGUGUCAGGUGACAUGAUCAUAUGACACUGCGCGGGGGAUACACUCCUACUAUUUCCUUAGGUCUUGGAAAUAAAAUGAUUUGCAGAAUUAAAUUUCCCAGCUGACUAUGAAGCAUAAUCCAUGUAACAAAUUAAUUCAAGUAGAAUUAAAUCACAAUAUUAUUGAUGAUUUACAUGUUGAAAUACUACAUUUGAAAAAUAUUGUUUCAAUUUACUUGUAAGUUGUAUCAAUGACCUGUGCUUCUUCAGGUCACCGUAGAAGCUCAUUCAUUAUGAAUACAGCAUCAAGAGAGUCAAUGCAUCGUCAAUGCAAAAUUACGGAGACGUCGGAAAACAUCAUAAUUGGGACGUGCAAUGUGCAGCAAUUGACUGUUUUCUAGUUCAUCUCACUAGUAUAAAUAAAAUAAUUCAAUAUGUUAGCAGUGAUCAACAGAUUCCUUGACUGGCUUAAAAGCCUUUUCUGGAAGGAAGAAAUGGAGCUCACUUUAGUCGGUCUUCAAUAUUCUGGGAAAACAACAUUUGUUAAUGUGAUUUCGUCUGGACAAUUUAAUGAAGACAUGAUCCCUACAGUAGGCUUCAAUAUGAGGAAAGUUACAAAAGGAAAUGUCACGAUAAAGCUCUGGGACAUUGGAGGACAGCCUCGGUUUAGGAGUAUGUGGGAGAGAUACUGCAGAGGGGUGAAUUGUAUUGUAUACAUGGUAGAUGCAGCUGACCAUGAAAAGCUAGAAGCUUCAAGGAACGAAUUACACAAUUUACUGGACAAACCACAACUCCAAGGAAUUCCAGUUCUGGUGCUUGGAAACAAGAGAGACAUUCCUGUAGCGUACGAUGAGAAAGAACUCAUAGAAAGGAUGAACUUAUCAGCUAUUCAAGACAGAGAGAUCUGCUGUUAUUCCAUCUCAUGCAAAGAGAAAGAAAAUAUUGAUAUCACAUUGCAAUGGCUGAUACAGCAUUCAAAGUCAGGGGGUGGUCGCUAGGGAGUUCUACCCAUCCACUUCUGUUAACCAGCUUCAAAGACGAGAAGACCAAUAUAAAUAUUCAUAAUAUAAUUAUUGUCUAUUGUGUAUAUUAUGUUAGAUAAAUUGGGGGGAAAGAUGGAAGACAUUUAUAAGGAGGAAAGAGGAGCAGGAAUGAUGCAUCAGGUAAAAUAUAUGAAUGAAAAGAUUAUCUUUUGUGUUUUUGUAUACAGUAACUUUUGUUGUUGUUCUUUUCUACAUCUGUAUUUCAAUUUGUCUAGUUAUACAGUAUAUAUUUCAAGUUCCUUAUUAGGUGAGAGGGGUGUUAAAUUCUCCUCAAUCUUAUAUUAUAUAAAUUUGCAUGCUUGUCAAAAUUUUGAAUAAUCUUCAAGAAUUAUUCUGUUUGAUGUUAUGACAUCUUUAAAAGAUUAUUUAUGCCUGUUGUUGCCAUCUGUACAUUCAGUUCAAUUUGGUAGGUCUAAAGAUCAUUAUGGAACUACAUGUAGGAGAACCUUCAAAUUUAACCUUUUCCUGAAAGGGCACUUUUAGGUUGAAAAUAUGAAAUUAGUAAUUACAAUGUUUGCAACUUAAUUUGUGUUUUACUUUCAUCUACCAUGUAGUUUGUAUUCUAUGCAAGACUGAAUGUAUGUAGAUGAGAUAUACAAUACCAUUAUUAAGUUUUAUUGCAUACUUGAACAAGGUGAUCCAUGUACAGAGUCUAAUGGAAUUACAGAAAUAUGUUACCAACUCUUUCUGCCAGUUGCAAGUUUAUUUCUCACAAACAAGGGUAUUAGUCAAAUUGUGUCAAGCUUGCAUUGAUUUUUGUUAAGAAUAGUCACAGAAUACCUCUCUUUAAAUUAUUUAUAGCUAUCCAUAAAAAAUAUAAACAAUGUCUGAAACUGAUAAUCAAUGAAUGCCCAAAUUUUAGUUAUGUUUACAAAAAUUACUUGUCAAAAUCUCAGCUCUAUUGUUCAAGGCUCUCUCAUUUCCUUUUUAUCCCUCUGUUUCUCAUGCUUUACUAUGUAUUCUUGUAUUUUGCAGUUUUUACUUGCUAAAUUAGUUAAGAAUAAUGACAUUUUACCUUUUCUAGCAAGUGCAAUCCAAAUGGAACUGUUGGUAUGGGAUAUGUACAUAUAAUCAACCCCUGUUUAUACCAGUACAUGUCAUAGGAUUCUAGUUUUAAGAGUAUCAACAAUGAAAAUAGAAGUGCACAUUUAUGAGUAUUUGUAAAGAUGUAUGUUGAUGAAAAUAAACUAGCAUACAUCACAUGAUUGUAUAAUUAUAUGAUGUAUGAAAUUUUGUUUUCAUUCAUUAACAUAAUUACUGUAUUCACAUAUUCUGGUUGAGGUGAUAAUUUAUACAUUAAGAUAAAAGGAAAACUCAAAUGCAUUUGACAAUAUGAAAUGUUUACAUUCACUCAUGUACUAUUUUGCCGGAGAAGAAAAAAUCAUCGAUCUAAAUUAGAUUUAAUGAUUUUGGUGCAUGGAUUUCUGCAGAAUGAGAGUGGUGAACACUUUUUUUGUCAAAAGUUUCUUGUUUGGCUUUGACAUACAUGUAUAUUAAGACUAGCAAUGAGCAUACAUUGUUUAUUUGACAACAAUAUAGUGCAUCAACUUUGUAGAUGAUGAUCAAUAGAAAAAAGGAUGAAGGGUGGAUGAUUGUGAUAUAAUAUCAUCAUACUUUUUAUACUCAAUAGCUGUAAUGCCAUUAUAGCUUUGUAAAGGCAAUCAUGAUGUGAAGGUUUGUCUAUUUAUAUUCAUUGAUUUAGUUUAUAUUUAGUGUCAUAUAUGGCUAAGAGAUUGACCCCAUUUGUAUUCGAUCUACCAAACAAAUAUUGUUCAUUAUUGAAGCAUUUUUCCUACUUUCUGUAGCUUUUUCAUAAGGCACAUGGUGUGAUAUUAUCAUGUGUAGUGUAGAAAAGGAAACGCUGUCCCAUAAUGAGUACACAAUUGCAAUGUAUUGUUAAACCACAGUAGUUUGCCCCUCUAGUUCUCUUUUGUUCUCAGUAUUCCAGCACCACUUGAAAUAGAUUACUUUGUCUUGAUCAUAACUGCCUUGGAACAUCAUAAGGAUAAUUAAAUAUGCUGAAGAUAGUCUGUAGAGGUACUUAUAUGAACUAUUUGCUUCAAGUACAUCACGUAAUUGCAAACUAUAAUUAAAUUAUGUUUAGGUGCUUUAGAUGCGAUGAUUUUUGCCAUUGCUGACAUGCAGUUAGUAAAUCUCUAGUCACCAUUGAAUGGAUUUUACUCCUUAUUAAGUAGUCCGGGAUAAACUGGAUACGAUUAGUGCAAAGUAUAUUUCUGUAUUCUUAUUUAAAGAAUUUGUUUGCUUUUAAUGAGCUUUAUCAUGGUCAGCUUCUUAGACAAACAUGGAAAAAGUGUAGCUCCUCAGAUAUCUCACCAUUGUUUCUCAAGUAUUCUUUAUAGAAUCUUAUUUUUUUAUUUCUAAGGACAUACAUGUACACUUGGUAAUUCAAGAUUCAACCCAUUUGAAUAUCCUCUUCUACUAAUUAAAUACCCGUCUUUUGAUGUUGAAGUGAUUGAUAUUUAUAUUUAAUAGUUUGAUUUGAUUUUUCUACUUAAUACUUAGCCUGUAUAAAAUGCAGAAAUGUCCUACUGUUAAAUUAAAUGAGAGCGUCAAUAUGGUAAGAGUAUUGUUAUUAAGCACUGCGAAUCAUUUCCUGAAUAAUAAUUUUGCAAUAUGUCUAAUGACAAAAUGAUGACAAAAUGAUUGUUUUGUAGUUCCCGUUGUAAUACCUGGACUUUCUUCUUUUUCUUUUGUAUUUCUGCAUGUAUAAGCUAUUGUAUUUCAGAUGAGACAUUACCAAUUGUCAUCAAUUGUGUUUUCUAUGAAAUUUGCUCAAUGAUGUUAAACAAUCUUGUUUAUUAUGUGUACAUAUAUACAGGCCAAGUUCAUUCAUGUCAGUCUGGAUAAAUCAAUUGAAUAAAUAUUGAAGAAAUGGGAUAAUGAAAAUUUAAUAAGAAUUAGAUAACACACCUUUUUUUUAUUUGAAAUUUCAAGUUUGGCAUUAGUUGUAAAUAUUCAAUGUGAUUGAUUGUAUGGAAAGAACUAAGCUGAUGAUGCCAUGCAUUCACUCUUUCUUUUGCUGCAAGAAUGACUCUUUAUGGACUGUGCAAAAUCCAUAUUGUCACUCAUUAUGAAACAUCAAUAAACAUCUUUUGAGAGAGUAUGACAGUUUGAAAUAAUACAUUUCUGAUAAAAUACACAAGAGAAAAGAAGUUAUGAUAUCACCAACUUGCACAUUUGUAAGGUAAAGAUAAUUACUGCUUUAUGAAAUGAUGCUCAACAUCAAAAUGCCAAAAUUGUUUUUCCCAGGUUAUGACGGUUUCCAUAAAAAAGAGAAAAUAUAUUUAUAUAAUAUUAACUAGCUUUGAAGGAAAUAAACUAGCUUUGAAGGAAAUACCAAAUGUAUUUCCCAAGUAGUCUCAUAUUGCAGAGUCUUGACUAGAGCAAUAUCAGUCUCCUGAGAGAUGUCAGGUAUCUCCCGAAUAUUAAUGGCAGUCAAUAUUAUCAUUUCCUACUGCUUUAUAAAGUGUAAUUCAAGUUAUUUGGUACAAUUUAUAUGCUUGUGUUACACCUGUCACUACUUCUGAUUUCAGGUCAUUCAUGAACUUGAUUAAAUAAUCCUCGUAAAGUAAUUGAGACGUUAACUGCUGCAGAGGCAAGCAGAUACACUUAACACCUACAAAUAUUUCUAUUGGGUUUGAUCAGCUUGGAAUGCAUGCAUCGUGAUCUACAUUGCAUUAUUUCACAAACUAGUUCCAACUAGAUUUCAAGAACAUUGCCUGCUGCAGAAUUUAUAUGUAACGUCAAUGGGAAAACCUGGAAGAGAGAAAAUAUGGCAAAUGAUUGCCACAGAAAAAUACCUUGUAUACAUGUAGGUAAUAAUAGAAAUUACCCGGUAAUGUUUUGUGUUAGGUACCUUAGCCAUGCCUACUUGGCCAGUAACUUCUCACUGUUGUGAAAUCCCUGUUAUUCUCUUUAGCUACAAUGCAGUAACACCAAGGGUAGGUAUUUCUAUUUAUACAGAUUUGUGGUAUUUAUAUGCUUUAAACCGCAAUUGUUUGUUCAUUUUGAUUUGUACUUUAUUGGAAAUACAUCCUUACAUUGUGUUCCAAAUGGUGAUAAUCAGAGCUGGAAAAGCGGAACAACCUUUGAAUAUUUAGUCUGCUGAUUUAAUAGUUUUUAGUAGUUCAAUGAAAUUGAUUUAGUUUUCCCUCUUAUCUUAUUCUAGAAAGAAUCGACGCAUUUAGAAAUUGUGCCCUGCCAUGUAGUGGUUAAUAUAAAUGUGUACCAAAGUUAUAUGAUCAUUUAUUACGUUUAUAAUAAGGUCAUUUUGGAAAAGUUUCUUUUUGUUAAAAUUAGAAUGUGAUUUUCUAAAACCUGUUAUUCUAGUCUGCUUAAAACCUUGGCUCCAUAUAUUUGUGAUAUUGUACCAUUAUUUAUACUCUUAAUAGUUGGCAAAGCACACUCACAAUCUUAGUUAGUAAAGUCACAUCAUUCUUGUAAAAAUGAUCAAUUGAAAAUAAAUAAUUGGUGUACUGUAUGUACUCAAA
Molecule: messenger RNA, 5815 nt
Organism: Lytechinus pictus (painted urchin)
Lineage: Eukaryota; Metazoa; Echinodermata; Echinoidea; Temnopleuroida; Toxopneustidae
Product: ADP-ribosylation factor-like protein 8B-A
Exons: 6
Coding region: 696-1259 (187 amino acids)
Biological process (GO): protein transport; anterograde axonal transport
Cellular component (GO): lysosomal membrane
Molecular function (GO): GTP binding; GTPase activity
Source: RefSeq, a predicted model, not a curated record